CUUUUAGUUAAGAAAACACACGAAUUUAGCAUGUCAGGGACAACGUGGAAAAUUUCAAGGACCAAGGACAACCUGAAGUUUGGGUAGUGAUGGGACCAUGAGGAUGAACCUUAUGGGGAGAUCGCAGACCCUGGAGCAUUCUGCUGUUUUCACUGGGGUACAGUAGGAGUUGGCUCCAUGACUUGAAGGCAGGAAUUACAGCUUGAUGAGAGACGUUAGCAAAUGUAUUUAAUAGCAGCUCUUGGCUCUAUUCUCAAGCUGCUUUACAGCUUUAUAUUUUGGCACUGCAGGACAUGACUGAGGUCCACUGUAUGGCAAAUGCACAAUUUCCUGAGGUUAAUGACUGAUUAAAGGAUCACAGGAUGCUGAUAGUGGUACUGUUUUCUAAGAAAGUCACUGAAUAUUUGCUGCAGAAGAGCUGCCCACAACCUUCCUUGGGUUUCUCUUCUGGAUAACCCCCAUAUUGACUCAGUGGCCGUGGACACAAAUUAACAGCUUACUUUACACAGUUCCUAAUGGCCUAUUAAGGUGUUCAAUUAUUAGGCCUUUCCAUUAUUUUGCCAUCUCAUUUAACCGAAUGAUGAUCUUGCUAAGUCUUUCUUUCUGUUUAUGUAUAUUUGUAUUCACUGAAGUUAAGAAACAGCUCUCACAGGUAACCAGACCUUCCAAAGGCAGCUCAGAAAAGCCAAGAAGGACCAGGGCUUUUAUUUAAGGGUGUGUUGAAGCAUCUGAUGUCAACGUGGAAGAGGAGGGAGCUAUGGAAGGGUGUGUUCGGGCAAGGGGAGCCAACCAGCCCUAGAAGCACAGGGCGUGGCUUGGAGUAGGAUGGUAUAACGGGUAGGCUGAGAUGGUUCACACUCUGUCUGGACAUAGACCUGCCGAGCUUGGACUAGCAAAUCUCAGCGCUGACUGCACACCUACUGGAACCAAUGGCUCCACAGACUGGCUCCACCGGAAAGGAGACACAACCUGUUUCCACCUUUCCACGGCUUUUCACUUGGGAAGAGAUCAGAACCCACAACGGCCGUGGCCAAGAUCAGGAGCAAUGGCUGGUGAUCGACAGGAAGGUUUACGAUGUCAGCAAGUUUGCCAAGCGACACCCUGGAGGCAGCCGAGUUAUCAAGCACUACGCUGGGCAAGAUGCUACGGAUGCCUUCAUAGCAUUUCACAAUGAUAAGUCCCUGGUGAAAAAAUACUUGAAAUCUCUGCUGAUCGGGGAGUUGGCACCAGAUCAACCCAGCUUUGAGUCUAAUAAAAAACAAUCACUUCUAGAGGAUUUUCGUGAGCUGCGCUGCACCAUUGAGAAGAUGGGACUUCUGAUGCCAAAUUACGUCUUUUUCUCCCUGAUUUUCCUUCACUUUCUGGUACUGGAUGCUGCAUCCUGGCUCGUCGUCUGGUACUUUGGGAUAUCCCUGGUGCCUUUCCUGGUUGGCAUUGCGUUCUUCACCAUCGCUCAGAUCCAGAUGGGCUGGUUCCAACAUGAUCUUGGGCACUGUUCUGUCUUCAGGAAGCCUCGAUGGAAUCGAUUUCUGCAGAUCGUUGUGAUAACUGCUCUGAAGGGAGCACCAGCCAGCUGGUGGAAUCACCUGCACAACCAGCACCACGCCAAACCCAACUGCUUCCGCAAAGACCCCGACCUCAACAUGCACCCUCUCCUGUUCAGCCUGGGAAAGUCACUCUCCGUGGAGCUUGGAAAAAAGAAGAAGAAGUUCAUGCCUUACAAUUACCAGCAUAAAUAUUUCUUCUUAUUGGCCCCACUUGCACUGAUACCCUUCUUCCAGCUCUCUGUAUUCUACUUUGCAAUCAAGAGGAAAAAGUGGUUGGAGCUGUUUUUGACAGUGUUGUUCAACAUCCGAGUCUGUCUGAUGUAUGUUCCUUUGAUGGGAUUUAACAAUUUCAUGGUGUACUACUGGCUGGCCAGGUACCUAGAGAGUAACUGGUUUAUUUGGGUGACACAGAUGAAUCACAUUCCAAUGCACAUUGAUUAUGAUAAGAACAAAGACUGGGUAUCUACACAGCUCCACGCAACAUGCAACGUGAACCAAUCUUUGUUCAAUGACUGGUUCACCGGGCACCUGAACUUUCAAAUUGAGCACCACCUUUUCCCCACGAUGCCCCGACACAACUACUGGAAAGCAGCUCCUCUAGUGAAAUCCCUUUGUGAUAAGCAUGGCAUUGAGUAUAAAAGCAAAACUUUACUGACAGCCUUUGUAGAUAUUUUGCAUUCACUGAAGGAUUCUGGGGAGCACUGGCUUGAAGCAUAUCUGCAUGGGUAGGCACUGGCAACUCUCCAAGGGAACCUCUUCACCAGACGACUGAAUCAUAGGUUGGUGUGGGCUGGAAGGGACCUUAAAGGUCAUCUAGUUCAACCCCUUGCCAUGAGCAGGGACAUCUUCAACCAGAUCACAUUGCUCAAAGUCCCAUCCAACCCGGUCCUUGAACACUUCCGCAGACGAAGCAUUUACAACUCCUCUGGGGAACCCGUUCAAGCAUCUCAGCACCUUCAUAGUAAAGAAUUUCUUCCUUAUAUCUAAUUUAAAUCUACCCUCAUUCAGUUUAAAAAUGUUGCCCCUUGUUCUGUCACUACAAGCCCUGGUAAAAAGUCUCUCUCCAUCUUUCUUGUAGCCAUCUUUCAAGUACUGAAAGGCUCCAAUAAGAUCUCCUCCUUACUGUUUUUGGCUCAGCAGAUCAAUGAAAAUGGGAUAGGACAAAGCAAUUCAGGAUACAUUAGGACAGGGAGGAUCUUUAAGGAAUAUUCCAGAAUAGAAAACAUAAGUAUGUGAAGAACAAGAUGGCCUGGAGUGUGUCCCCAACGCUAUUGUACAAGUAUGUGCACUGUUCGUGGAUCGCAUAGGGAGGCAGGUAACUAGAUGCUACGUGUUGCACCUGUAAUAGCUGGUUUGAAUACAGUCCAGAGAGUCUGUAUAGCAUGUAUUAUUUAUAUGCAUAAAUAUAUGUACAUAUUUUAAUUGAGUGGUGUCUGGGCUGAGUCACUUUCUAAUGUAGACCAGCUAUGCAUAAGACCGAGAAGCCAAGGCACUGAGGAAGGAUCUUUAGGGUGCUCUUGUUUUAUUGGAUUUUUUAUACAUUAAUUUUUGUCUAAAUGCUUACUUCCUCGUGAUUCCAGGGACCUGUGAAUACCUAUUGGUUGUUAAGUAACUAAUUACAUUAAUGGCUCUGUUCCUAUAUCUGGAAAAUGAAAUAAAUCAUACCUAAUUCUAUCAUCCCAUGUGGACCACUUCAACCCUUGCAAGCUUUCUCUUCCAGCAUCCCCAAGAACCAGCUCCUUUCCUGGAACUCCGUCUAACCAGUUUUGUACCUGGAAUUUAACUGUUUGACCCCAAGAAGGACCUAAUCCCCCUCUGCUUGUGGUCAAGGACAGUUUUUGCCAGUGGAAAGUCUAAUGACCACAUGUCUAGAAGGCACAGGAGCUCUCCAAGAACUCUAUAGGGUUUUGAGAGAGCCAACAAAAUGAAGAAGCUAGGAGUAGGCCUAUAGUAGGAUAUUUUCAAAGAAAGUGCUUUAAACUGUAUGGAAAAGGUAAACUGUAAAUGAGGAGACAUGAACAUGGAAUAGCAGACAGAAGGAAUAGAGAAUGUGUGAAAGAACAAGGAGAUGUGUGGGUAUCAAUUAACAGCAGGAAAAAAAAGAAGAGGAAAAAAAGCUGAGUGGUGAUAAGAUGGUUAUUUGGAAAAACCGGAACACAGGAAAACCAAGAAAUAAUAUCAAUAACUAUCAAUGAAGCUUCUUGUCAUGAUUUUUAGAUUGAAAGUCAAUACCUGUAUUAGAGUGUAUGACCUCUGAUUAAUCUUACUGAUUUUGCAAAGGAAUGAUGAUUCAAUGACAACAUUUUCUAAAAUCAUUUAUAGUUAAUAUGGUCCAUUAUGAGACAGCUGAGCCAUACUGGCAAAACUUCUACUAUAUUCAGCUAACUGACCUAAAACCAUGAAGGCAGCAUUAAUGGCAAAUAAGUAUAUAAUUUGCCUAUGAAAGCAAAGACCACGUGGAAGAAAAGUGGUUCUUCUCCUCCACCAUUCACAUCCAGAACACUCUGCCCCAGCUUUCAGGACAAACCACCCAAAGGAGGAAAAUGUGAAAGGUUUUGAAGUGAGAUACCACCUUGAACAACAUGGCCCAUGAACAACAUGACCCAUCCGCAACCCACUGAUGAGCAACUUCCACGUUUUAUAAGCUACAGACAACAACACUCUUCUAGAUAACAAAUUCUAUCAAGCCUAAUGCACAAGGCAGAAGGAGUUUGAACUUUUUACUUUUGCCUUUUUUUUUUUUAAGAACAUCCCCCUUUAAUCUAUUUAUUUGUAUUUUAUGUGUAAGUGCAGGUACUAAUAACACCGUCCUAGCUCUUUCCUAAUAAUAACUGACAGAUGUCAUUGAAACGGAUGCUGAUUAAACAAGUAGUUAUUAAAAACCGCUUUGAAUGUAAUUUGAAAAUCCCUUCCAACUAGUACCUGAAAUGAUUCUGUGCUCCCAAAUCCAAGGUUGAUUAGAAUGGUGAUAUCCACAAUGAUGUGCAACAGUCAUAACAUUAUAAGCAUUUAAGUGUCUUAAGGUGAAUGCAGGGAUUUCUCUAUAUGCUCUAUUUGGUAAUAUGAGACAUAUCUCAGUGAAGGUAAUAAUACAAUUAAGGAUUCCUGUUUUUUUACUGGUGAGACUUGAAACCUGUGCUGAUUAUAUCCUGAGCCCCACUGAAACCCUCUAUAUACAAGAAUGACACAAAUGGUCCUUUCGGGUGUCAGUCGCAUAAAUCAAACUGAUUACUUGUUGCAUUCUACUCAUUUGAAUGUAGUAAUUUAUUGAGUCUGUCUUCUUGCAACUUCGUUUUAAUUAAAAGGUUUCUAACUCUCUAA
Molecule: messenger RNA, 4868 nt
Organism: Columba livia (rock pigeon)
Lineage: Eukaryota; Metazoa; Chordata; Aves; Columbiformes; Columbidae
Product: acyl-CoA (8-3)-desaturase
Exons: 12
Coding region: 930-2276 (448 amino acids)
Biological process (GO): lipid metabolic process
Cellular component (GO): membrane
Molecular function (GO): oxidoreductase activity, acting on paired donors, with oxidation of a pair of donors resulting in the reduction of molecular oxygen to two molecules of water
Source: RefSeq, a predicted model, not a curated record